AUGGGGCCUCCGAGAAAUUUUAAGCAUUCCAGUAAGGGCAAGAAACACAAGAAUGAACAGAAGCCAUUGAUCACGCAAGAAGACUUUUACUUGGCCGCGAUCGACUGCGAAGAGCAGGCCGACCGGUGGUUGCUCUCGGACAUCAAGAAAUGUUUGCGGUUCUAUCUGAAGGCCCUGGAGUACUACGAGAACGGGCUUGGUGCUCUAGAUUCCACGCCGGAGGGUAAAUACAACAUUUACUACAACGAGACACGGCUGUUUCUACAGAUUUAUACGGACUAUCUGGCCAACAACGGCUAUAUCAAUAUCUUGCAGUAUGUGAAAAUGGACGACAUGCCUGAUCUUUCCAGUCUGGUGUUGUCUUUGCCGCAGAUCACUCAACGGUUUGAAAUCGUUUACGAAACUUUCCCGCAGCAAAGAACGUGGGAUCUUCAGUUCAAUCUYUUGACGUGCUACCUGACUCUGUUAGAGUCCAUGGACGACGUCUCUCAACCCACCGUGUCUUUCGAAGGUUAUGACAUCUUGAACAUGACGAACAAGUAUAUUGAAAUUUUCCAACAUCUGGUUGGCUAUCUGCUUCAAGAACUACAGAACUGGGGCGAUUCUCCGCCGCAGGAAGCCAGUGAUGCGGAUAUCGACUUGCAAAGAGACACCUUGGAUGAGGACGCAGAGCGCAUUACAAGGGACGGAACCGGGAUACGAACCAACGGCCAAUCGGAACCACAGGCGGAGACGAUGGAAGUGUCCGAACAAGUAACCCCGUCCUCCCUUACUGAUGUACUGGUUAACUCCUUGAAGUUCAAUCACAUUCUGGUGGAACUGCUCGUUGAGUCGAAAAUACCUACCGAUAAGUGUCCGGAAAAGGAACUCUUGAACCCUGUCCAAGCCAAUUUCUUGGAAGACACAACCAACAAGUUUUUCUCACAAUUAACCGAUAUCAUAGACUCUAUUUCCACUACAAUUCCAUUGGAUCUGAAGGAGAUCGGUUUGGUCAAGACUUUGAUUCGAGGUUCACAAAUUGUGGGCUCUGGUGAUCUCGAAUCCUUGCAAGGUUUCGUUCUGGAAGCCGCCUCCCUUACCGACUUGCUAGAUGACAAUGACGUACAGGGCAAGAUCGAUCUUUCGUUGAUCAGGGUAGAUAUCGUUGAAUUUGCCAUUUCGUGUCUAAAGGAAUGUUCAUCGGAGACUGGUUGGAAACUUUCUGGCCUGUUGAAUAAAGCCCUUACAGAGACUAGAUCACUACUGACAAAUCAGAGAAACCACAUCAUAUUUGUGAAAAACCAGAGAUUGAACGAGCAACUCAGCCAUGUGGUCUUCCAACUCUGCGAUGUCUUGGUGAAUUCUUCGGAUAACGAAUUAAGAAGGUACGCUAUCAAGCGUGCUAGUGAAUCGCAGCAAACUCCCGACGAAGCACGUACUUUAGAAAUACUGAUGAAGAAUGCUAAUGUUUUCUUGAGCAAUGCGGUUGCUAUCUCAUCGAAACCUUGUGGCUUACAAGAAACGAUCAUCGAUAAACUGAAAAGAAACUAUAUUCAUAAUCAAGCUAAAGAGAGACUGCUUUUCCUACAACACUUAGAACAGAAGUCAAAUGUUGGUGGUGAUAGCGCUGUUAUGUCAUCGUCCUCUUCCUCUUUCACGCUUAAGUUUGAUGUGCCACCCGAUCACCCCUUUUAUAGCCACUAUUUUUAG
Molecule: messenger RNA, 1689 nt
Organism: Saccharomyces eubayanus
Lineage: Eukaryota; Fungi; Ascomycota; Saccharomycetes; Saccharomycetales; Saccharomycetaceae
Exons: 1
Coding region: 1-1689 (562 amino acids)
Source: RefSeq, a predicted model, not a curated record